Messenger RNA from Rosa rugosa (rugosa rose), 883 nucleotides. RefSeq lists its product as uncharacterized. NCBI's taxonomy places the organism in Eukaryota, Viridiplantae, Streptophyta, Magnoliopsida, Rosales, Rosaceae. The coding region runs from base 70 to 591 and encodes 173 amino acids. The record is from RefSeq and is a predicted model, not a curated record. The transcript is spliced from 3 exons.
UAGAGGACUACCCAUUUGCCCAUUUAAUCAUAAUUUGAUCUGUUCUAGUUGAAUUGCACUGUUGAAUUGAUGAACUGGGUGAGGCAGAGAGGGCUGGUUUCUUUAGGGAGGCGAUUGCAUACCUAUGAUGGGCCAAGUGAGAGCUUGAAGAUGAAGAUGGCGGAGUUGGAGAAGAUGAGGAAGAGCAAGAGCUUCAAGAAACGAAAGAACAGAGUGUUCGUUGAGGUUCCGGAGCCUUUGACGUACUUAGACACAGCCACCAUGCCCAUGUAUCUCGCCGCUGCCGGAAUAGCUCUCUUCGCUAAGCUCCUCAUGAUGUAUGAUGACUCAAGGUCGCAAGAAUUGAUUGAACGCAAGAUAAGGAAUGCUCCUGCUGAUCAAGGCACUGUUCGGAUGCUCAGUCGUGAGGAAUGGGAAGAAAUUCGAGCACAGAGGCCGAGGACUCCGUUUGAAUCCAAACUUGCUCGUCCAAAUGCCCGUCUAAGAACUGGAGAACCAGUGCGCGUGGAGGAUUUGAAAGAUUGGACAAUUGAUGUGUUCACGGAUGCAUUUGCUCGGGCUGAAGAAAGUGUUAGACAUGGUUCCAAGUGACUUGUCCCUAUACUUUUGAGUAGUAUUACAUGGUCAAAAGUGAUAUGAUCUGAGGUAUUGAUAUGUUGAUGGCACAUCCAAUAAUCAUAUACUGAGUUCUACAAUGGUAUGUCAGAUAAUCAAAGCACUUACCAGCUAACUUAUACCAUCUAUGAGGUUCUGAAAUAAUCUUUCUGACAAACCACAUGGUUAUGGUGACUAUUGUUACAAAAUGAUGAUUUAAGUUGCUGUAACAUCUGGAACCCUGAGAUAGUAUUACUAUAUGUGAAAAUCUUUCAGAGUUUCUGAGAAA